Molecule: messenger RNA, 1612 nt
Organism: Aphanomyces astaci
Lineage: Eukaryota; Oomycota; Saprolegniomycetes; Saprolegniales; Verrucalvaceae
Exons: 1
Coding region: 23-1468 (481 amino acids)
Biological process (GO): proteolysis
Molecular function (GO): serine-type carboxypeptidase activity
Source: RefSeq, a predicted model, not a curated record
AUUUGCACGUGCCAACCACGAGAUGAUGACAAAAUCGGAAGCGUCACCACUGGUUAAAGCAUCCACGCCAACGCCUUGUGGAUUUGAUUUGUGCGGCUAUCGAGUUGGCAAGGUUGGUGCCUGUGCCCUGGCGUCCCUUGUCGUGGGUGGGCUGAUUGCUGCUUGCAUCGCUGGUUCCACGAGCCAAGUCGAACCACCUUUCUGCGACCCGAAAACCCGCCACGAAUUCGGCUACAUCAAGCUACCGCACAAGACCAACGACCAGUACUUUUACUCGUUCUUUGAGUCCCGUAAUGACCCAGCCACCGACCCCCUCGUGAUGUGGCUCGAAGGCGGCCCCGGGUCGUCAUCUACCUGGACGUUGUUCAACGUCAACGGUCCGUGCUUCAUUGGUGACGACGUCAACUCGACGGAGCCGAAUCCGCAUUCGUGGACCAAUCGCGCUAACGUCAUCUGGUUGGACCAACCCACGGGCGUCGGCUUCUCGCAGGGCGACUUCCAAGACGACGACCACAACGAAGGGGAUGUGGGGCGCAACGUUUACGAAUUCCUUCAAGGGUGGCUGAAAAAACAUCCGACGUUUCAAUCCAGACCGUUCUUCCUGACGGGGCAGAGCUACGGGGGCCACUACGUUCCAGCGGCGGCGCAUUACAUCGUGACCCGCCAGUCGGCCACCAACCAAACAGCCAAUACCAUUCCCAUCAAUCUACAGGGUAUUGCCAUUGGCAACGGGUUCACAGACACGCCGGUGCAACUUCCGAUGAUCGUGGACAUGGUCGAGAGUGUGAAAGACCAGUACAACAUCACGUUGGCCUCCCCCGCGGAACUCUCCCAAAUGCGUCGAGAUGCUCUAGUGGUGGCGCAUCUAAUUGAGCAAUGCCAGCUACCCAACGAAACCACAUCGUGUUUGGACGCGCUAGAGAUGUGGGGAGAGCGCCUCUUGGCCCCCAUGACCACAAACCCUUCGCGGAACCCAUACGACAUUCGCCAAGUGUGCGACCCCAACUGCAGCGACUACGGCAUGGCCAAAACGGGAGUGUACUUGAACCAACCGUGGAUUCAAGCUCGGCUCGGGGUCAACAAGUCGUACUCGUGGAACAACGCCACGGUGGCGAUGGCGUUUAUCGGCGACGGGGGCAAGUCCGCUGUCCAGUACAUGCCUGCCGUGUUGGAGAGCGGUGUCAGCGUGCUGUUGUACGUUGGGGAUGCAGACCUCAUGUGCGACUACAAGGGCAACGACGCGUGGUCGAAGGCGCUCAAGUGGUCUGGCCAGGCUGCUUACAAUGCCGCGGAGGUCCAAGACCUAGUGGUUCACGGGAAUAUAGCCGGCCAAGUGCGCUCUGCCGGCAACUUGGCGUUUGUCCGAGUAUUCAACUCAGGCCAUGGGGUGCCAGUCGACCAACCGGUCGUGGGACUCGCCCUGAUCGAUCGAUUUUUCAACCGUUUGGCCUUGAAUGAUGAAGUGUAGUGUUCACAAACCAUGAUGGAAGCGACUUCUUGCGAGGUCAUUUAUUUUAGUUGCCGAUGCCAUAAUACCAUAUUACCAUGGAGGCGUAGAACCUUUGAAUGGGCUAUAGAUGUUCUACCCUAUCUAUCUAUCUAUAUAUUGUGA